This is a messenger RNA of Odobenus rosmarus divergens (Pacific walrus), 1740 nucleotides long. RefSeq names its product cytochrome b-c1 complex subunit 2, mitochondrial-like. Gene Ontology annotation, cellular component: mitochondrion. The record is from RefSeq and is a predicted model, not a curated record. The transcript has 14 exons. Gene Ontology annotation, molecular function: metalloendopeptidase activity; metal ion binding. NCBI's taxonomy places the organism in Eukaryota, Metazoa, Chordata, Mammalia, Carnivora, Odobenidae. Gene Ontology annotation, biological process: proteolysis. Bases 140 to 1501 code for a protein of 453 amino acids.
GCGGUCAGCAUAGAGAGUCCUCUUCACGUAGAAGGCGUGGGAAAGAGCGCGCGGGGGAUGCUGGGAAACUCCUCUCGUCAGCCACCAUCUUGCUUUCCUUUAAGCCGGCCGUGACCGUGGAUUAGAGCAAUCUUGAGCCAUGAAGCUGCUAAGCAGAGCCGGGUCCCUUUCGAGAUUUUAUUCCCUGAAAGUUGCUCCCAAAGUGAAAGCCACGGCUGCCCCUGCAGGAGUGCCUUCACAUCCUCAGGACCUUGAGUUUACCAAAUUACCAAAUGGCUUAGUGAUUGCUUCUCUGGAGAACUAUGCUCCUGCAUCAAGAAUUGGUUUGUUCAUUAAAGCAGGCAGUAGAUAUGAGGACUCCAACAACUUAGGAACCUCUCAUUUGCUUCGUCUUGCAUCCAGUUUGACUACAAAAGGAGCUUCAUCUUUCAAGAUAACCCGUGGAAUCGAAGCAGUUGGUGGCAAAUUAAGUGUGACUUCAACCAGGGAAAGCAUGGCCUACACUGUGGAAUGCCUGCGGGACCACGUUGAUAUUCUAAUGGAGUUCCUGCUCAAUGUCACCACAGCACCAGAAUUCCGUCGUUGGGAAGUGGCUGCCCUUCAGUCUCAGCUAAGGAUUGACAAAGCUGUGGCUUUUCAGAAUCCACAGGCUCGUGUCCUUGAAAAUUUGCAUGCUGCAGCUUACCGAAAUGCCUUGGCUAAUUCCCUGUAUUGUCCUGAUUAUAGGAUUGGAAAAGUGACACCAGAUGAGUUGCAUUACUUUGUUCAGAACCAUUUCACAAGUGCAAGAAUGGCUUUGAUUGGACUCGGUGUGAGUCACCCUGUUCUAAAGCAAGUUGCGGAACAGUUUCUCAACAUGAGGGGUGGGCUUGGUUUACCUGGUGCAAAGGCCAAAUAUCGUGGAGGUGAAAUCCGAGAGCAGAAUGGAGACAGUCUCGUUCAUGCUGCUCUUGUAGCUGAAAGUACUGCCACAGGAGGUACAGAAGCAAAUGCAUUUAGUGUUCUCCAGUACGUCCUUGGUGCUGGACCACAUGUCAAGAGGGGCAGCCAUCCCACCAGCGCUCUGUACCAGGCUGUUGCCAAGGGAGUUCACCAGCCAUUUGAUGUUUCCGCUUUUAAUGCCAGUUACUCGGAUUCUGGACUCUUUGGGAUUUACACCAUCUCACAGGCUGCCGCAGCUGGAGAUGUUAUCAAGGCUGCCUAUAACCAAGUGAAAACAAUUGCUCAAGGAAACCUUUCCAAUGCAGAUGUCCAAGCUGCCAAGAACAAGCUGAAAGCUGGCUACCUAAUGUCAGUGGAGUCUUCUGAGGGGUUCCUGGAUGAAGUCGGGUCCCAGGCGCUGGGUGCGGGAUCUUACAUACCGCCAGACACAGUCCUUCAGCAGAUAGACUCCGUUGCUGAUGCUGAUGUCGUAAACGCUGCAAAGAAGUUUGUUUCUGGCCGGAAGUCAAUGGCAGCAAGUGGAAAUCUGAGCCAUACGCCUUUUGUUGAUGAGUUGUAAUACUGAAACACAUCUUGCAGGGAAGAGCUGAACAUGUUCUCAACCUGGAGCAGCAAACCCAUGAAAGUCAAAAACCUCUAAUAUAACAUUCAUCUCUUUUUUUUCCCAAUGAGGUGAAGUGUCUUAACAUGUAAAUACAGGUAACUAUCCCCAGCUGACUGAAAGUCAAUAAAACAUUCUGUUUAAAUGUUUUUCUUGCAUCUUUGCAAUUAGUUAAUCAAGUAUUUAUUAUAUGCUGA